AUGAAUGCUUUAGCAGCAACAAACAGAAACUUCAAGCUAGCUUCUAGGCUUCUGGGUUUGGAUUCUAAGCUCGAGAAAAGUCUUCUCAUCCCUUUCAGAGAAAUCAAGGUGGAAUGUACCAUACCGAUGGACGAUGGGACAUUGGCAUCGUUCGUUGGUUUCAGAGUCCAACACGACAAUUCAAGAGGUCCCAUGAAAGGCGGAAUCAGAUAUCAUCCCGAGGUUGAGCCGGACGAAGUGAAUGCAUUGGCUCAGCUCAUGACAUGGAAAACAGCAGUGGCUAAGAUUCCGUACGGAGGAGCCAAAGGAGGGAUCGGUUGUGACCCGAGCAAGCUUAGCAUCUCUGAACUCGAGCGAUUGACUCGAGUUUUCACUCAGAAGAUUCAUGAUCUCAUUGGGAUUCACACUGAUGUUCCAGCUCCAGAUAUGGGCACUGGUCCUCAGACAAUGGCUUGGAUUCUUGAUGAGUACUCUAAGUUCCAUGGAUACUCUCCUGCAGUUGUCACUGGAAAACCCAUUGAUCUUGGUGGAUCGCUAGGGAGAGACGCUGCUACUGGAAGAGGAGUCAUGUUUGGAACCGAAGCUUUGCUUAACGAGCACGGCAAGAGCAUUUCAGGGCAGCGUUUUGUCAUCCAGGGAUUUGGGAAUGUGGGUUCAUGGGCGGCGAAGCUGAUAAGUGAAAAGGGUGGGAAGAUAGUUGCGGUGAGUGACAUAACCGGAGCAAUCAAGAACAAGGACGGUAUCGAUAUCCCGAGCUUGCUCAACUAUACCAAAGAGCACAGAGGUGUUAAAGGCUUUGAUGGCUCGGAUCCGAUUGAUCCAAACUCGAUACUGGUCGAGGAUUGCGAUAUCCUCAUCCCUGCAGCACUUGGAGGUGUCAUCAACAAGGAGAAUGCGAAUGAGAUUAAAGCAAAGUUCAUCAUCGAAGCUGCUAAUCAUCCAACUGAUCCUGAUGCUGAUGAGAUCUUGAGUAAGAAAGGUGUGGUUAUUCUCCCAGACAUAUACGCAAACUCUGGAGGAGUCACUGUCAGCUACUUCGAAUGGGUUCAGAACAUACAGGGGUUUAUGUGGGAAGAAGAGAAGGUGAACGAUGAGCUAAAGACAUACAUGACUCGCGGAUUCAAGGACUUGAAAGACAUGUGCAAAACUCACGCCUGCGAUCUCCGGAUGGGAGCUUUCACACUCGGUGUCAAUCGUGUGGCUCGAGCUACCGUUCUCAGAGGAUGGGGAGCUUGA
Molecule: messenger RNA, 1236 nt
Organism: Microthlaspi erraticum
Lineage: Eukaryota; Viridiplantae; Streptophyta; Magnoliopsida; Brassicales; Brassicaceae
Source: the annotation of a GenBank genome assembly